AGGUAGAUGAGCUAGUCUAUAAAUACUUUAAUAGGUGCUUAAGUAAACGUCUACUAGUACUUAUGGAGUGUAUGGAGUAAAAGCUACUGUAGUCCCCCACGCCACCACUUGCCCCCUGCGACCGCUCAAGCAACGCAGCGUAGACGAAUACCUUCCAACAUCCAUACGACCAUACCAUACCACCGUACCAUCUUCACCACUCAACUCCCUGCUGCACUCGCCGCACCUCCUUUUCGAUUUUUUCCUGAGGAUGCAUUGCACGACGGCGCUCUUCGAUAUCUAAUUACUUCGCGCUUUGCCACGUUUACGUUCUCUUCCCUUUCCUGUAUCAUUAGUGCUCCCUUCCGCCAUAUCAAGCCUGGCCGGCGCGGGCGCAAGCCAAAGCCUCCAAUGCCCACCCCUUCGAGCAACGAGAUUGAUAUUGAGGGUAUCGCGGCCACACCUCCGUCGCACGCCUCAUGUCCGCCAGAAGACGAUCGGUCGAGUUGGAGGAAUGUAGAAAUGGAUGGGACCCACGACGAGGCACACCUUACCACGACUGAAGUACUCCAACAGCACACGCCCCCGUCCGACGCGCACGCCACCGGUUCAACGGAAACCCACAUUGCAGAGCAGUCCAAUGUCAAACGAAUGGAUAUCGAUGAAGAUGCCGCUGCACCGGAUAUGCUGUCGCCGAUGAGUGCGGAGGGCGACAAGCAGGAUGAAGCCGAGUUACCAGCAAGAACGAGUACAGACCUGGGCUCGCCCUCGAUGGGAUACGACUUUUCUAACAUACGAGUAUGUAUACAAGCGCAGAUAGCGUCUCGGGGGGACUAACGGACCUUGGGCUAACUAGUUGUUUAGCUUACACAAUCAUCUCCGUCCUCGUUCCUGCGUGCCGGCAGUAAAUUUCAUGGGACCCAGCAAUCAGAACGCCAAGUCUACGACGUACAGGUAGAAAUCAAACAUGUAGAUAUGCGAGAGUCAUUCUUGUGCGGAUAUCUUCGAAUCCAAGGUGGGACAAUUCAGAGAAAUACGCCAUAUCUCAAUACUGAUAGCCGAAUUAGGAUUAACUGAAGACCAUCCCACACUAACAACAUACUUUGAAGGGGAGAUUAUCGGUUCGAAGUACACCUUUUUGACUCAACACCAAGACUGGGGUUCGAACGAUAAGGUGGAUUUACAACAUUGGGCGAAAUUCUCCGCAUUUCGUCCAUUUCAGAAAGCUGCUAAGAAAGGUCAAUUCACGAUACCACAACUAGCACAGCGAGAGAAUAUAUUCAUGCGGUGGAAGGAACAUUUUCUUGUCCCUGAUCAUCGGGUACGAACGAUCAGUGGAGCAAGUUUUGAGGGGUUUUACUAUAUCUGCUUCAAUCAGAUUCAGGGGACCGUAAGCGGGAUUUAUUUCCACGCAAAGAGCGAGAAGUAUGCCAUAACCUCGACUUGGACCCAACAAAGACCUAUUGCUAAUAUAUUCGAGUUCCGACAGGUUCCAGCAAUUAGAAUUAAAACAUGUUGAGGAUCGUGGCUGUUUCGCGGCAAUGGAGUUUCGAUGAAUAAUGA
Hymenoscyphus albidus is the source of this 1542-nucleotide messenger RNA. NCBI's taxonomy places the organism in Eukaryota, Fungi, Ascomycota, Leotiomycetes, Helotiales, Helotiaceae. The record is from the annotation of a GenBank genome assembly.